CCGAGAUGGAGCCGCCAGCGCCAUACUCGAUCGAGAAGGCAUCGGGCUCGUCCUUCCAGCAUCCGGUCGAGAGCGUCCUCGACUACGCGCGGGCUACAUACUGGGAGUCGUUUGCCAAGCCGAAUGAGACCAUUGUCCUCGCCCUGCAGAGCAAGUCGCUCCUCUCCGAAGUACGCAUCCUCAACAAGAACGCCCAUGCCGUCGACGUCAGCGUCGCCGUCGAGAACAAGCGCGACGACUUCAUCACCGUGAAGACGGACGUUCGACUGCCGCUGCACCGCGAAUCCGUCAUCAAGCUCGGGUACCUGCCCGCGUGCUUCCUACGACUCACGUUCAAGCGGCAAGCGCAAACCUCCGUCUCCGUUUAUGGCAUCCGCCCUUUCGGCGUCGCCUGCGGUGUCCUCGAGCAAGACGGUGGUCCUGCCCUCUUCAACGUUGUUAGCUUCAAGACUGAGGCCAUCCUGUAUGGACCUUCGCUACCUGCCAGCCUGCCCCGCCGCGACUGCCUCAGCGACCACAUUUCCGGGUUCUCCAUACUACCAUCCACGUCCAACGACCGUUGUCACCAUAUACCACCUUCUAGGUCGCCGGAAUGGAUGAAGCGCCAUGAUAGCUGUGUCGACGCGCAGCUCACGCGUCUCGAAGCAACGCUUCAACACGCGACUAAAGCCCAUUCGUACAUGUACUAGAUUCUGCACGA
Saprolegnia diclina VS20 is the source of this 700-nucleotide messenger RNA. RefSeq lists its product as hypothetical. Gene Ontology annotation, molecular function: damaged DNA binding. The transcript has 8 exons. Bases 6 to 689 code for a protein of 227 amino acids. The record is from RefSeq and is a predicted model, not a curated record. Gene Ontology annotation, cellular component: nucleus. Gene Ontology annotation, biological process: single strand break repair. NCBI's taxonomy places the organism in Eukaryota, Oomycota, Saprolegniomycetes, Saprolegniales, Saprolegniaceae.